Molecule: messenger RNA, 4785 nt
Organism: Pungitius pungitius (ninespine stickleback)
Lineage: Eukaryota; Metazoa; Chordata; Actinopteri; Perciformes; Gasterosteidae
Product: un-named sa1614
Exons: 28
Coding region: 654-3707 (1017 amino acids)
Biological process (GO): positive regulation of GTPase activity
Cellular component (GO): cytoplasm
Molecular function (GO): GTPase activator activity; protein binding
Source: RefSeq, a predicted model, not a curated record
GUGAACGCGCUUCUCCAUGCGGUUUGAAUAAAGGAAGAAAAAACAGGGGGAAUAAAAUCAGCUGAUGAUGAAAAAACAUGAAGGUGUUUCUGCGGCGCCGGGCAAAGACCAGUUCGAUUCCCUCAUCUGAACCCGGUCCAGGUGUCCGGGGGUUCCGGGAUUCCACUCCGCUCCUGCGUCCUUUGUCAGCCGGUUCCCGCACGCAGAGACCCGGGUGGGUUCGUGGGCUUUAUCUCUGAAUGAAGCGGCUCUACCGGGGACAGACUGCGUGCUUUUGAGGCACUGACGACCCGGGACUGUUCUUGUCUAAUAUUUCCGGGUUUGUGCAGAAGCUGCGCGGUCUGGGUUUUAAUUCCCGCAGGGUUUGUGUCCCCUUUUGUCUGGAGGCAGCAGAAGCGGCUGAUGAAGUCACACGGAGCAGGUUUUCAAUCACCGAUGCGAUCAGCCCGUUAAUCGUCAUCUCUCAUCGAUUUUAUGGGGAUUAUUCCACCAUUGCAUCGUGGAUUAUUGGAUUGACAUUUUUUUUUAUUAUUCAUCAUUAUCAUUAGACCCUCGCGUGGUUCCACCGGUCUUUUGUUCAGAAUAGAUCUUUCAGGACCUCUGAUAGACCCGGUCCCGGUCCCGUCCCGGAGUGUCCCGGGUUGAGGAGCACCAUGCCGGAGUGCGUGUCCGUGUCCGAGUUCCUGCAGGAGGUUCAGGAGGACUGGAGCUCCCCCACCACCUCCUCCUUCACCUCCAAGAUGAUCAGCUGCAGGAACACCGUCUACCUGCUGGAGGAGGUUCUGGACAGCGAUCGGUUGGUGUUGCAGAAGAUGAAGAAAGCUGCUAAAGCCAAAUACGCAUCAGGACAAGACCACGUGUCCCACCUGGAGCAGUACAUCAAUUCCAUGGAGAAGCUGUCGGUCAACUGUCACUCCAACGGGGAGACGGAGGUCGGCUCCGCCUUCUGCCGACUCGCCGACUUCUCCAAAGACCUCCUCUCGCCCAUGAAGAACCUGUUGAAGAGCAUGCUCCACAACAUCAACUUCUUCCUGGACUCUGUGGUCAAAGGAGACCUGAGGGAGGUGAAGGGGGAUCUGAAGAAGCCCUUCGACAAAGCGUGGAGGGACUACGAGAGCAGAUUUAAGCAGGUGGAGAAGGAGAAGAGGGAGCUGGCUCGUCAGUAUGGGAUGGUGAGGAAUGAGGUCAGCGGAGGAGAGAUCGCAGAGGAGCUGGAGAAGGAGAGGCGCUCCUUCCAACUGAGCAUGUGUGAGUAUCUGAUUAAGGUCAACGAGAUAAAGACCAAGAGGGGAGUGGACCUCCUGCAGAACCUCAUCAAACACUACCACAGCCACAACAAUUUCCUGCAGGAGUGUGUGUCCACCACCCAGCAGUUGAAGCAGUACAUGGAGGAGCUGGAUGGAGUUCUGAACACGGUGAAGCAGCGGCAGGAGGAGGAGAAGAAGAAGCUGGUGACUCUCAGAGACCAGCUGAGGCCGGUCGUCCUCACCGAGCAGGACUCGCUGCCUAAGCAGGUGUACAGUAUGCAUCAGCUGCUGGGAGACAAGCAGUACGGGACGGAGAGGAGCGGCUUCCUCUACAAGAAGAGUGACGGGUUGAGGAAAAUGUGGCAGAAGAGGAAAUGUUCGGUGCACAACUGUUACCUGACGAUCGCACACGCCACUCCCAAUAAACCUCCCACCAGACUCAACCUGCUCACCUGUCAGGUUAAACCCAGCGUGGAGGACAAGAAAUGCUUCGACCUCAUCUCUCAUAAUCGGACCUACCACUUCCUGGCAGAGGACGAGGCCGAGUGUGUGGCCUGGAUCUCGGUGCUCAGCAACAGCAAGCAGGAGGCCCUCAGCGUGGCUCUGGACGGAGGGCGGGAAGCGGGCGGAGGCUGCGAGAGCAGCGUGGAGGACCUGACCCGGGCCAUCACUGAUGACAUCAGGCGGUUGCCGGGAAACAGCAGCUGCUGUGACUGCGGAGCUCCAGAUCCUGGAUGGCUCUCAACCAACCUCGGCAUCCUGACCUGUAUCGAGUGCUCAGGGAUCCACAGGGAGAUGGGAGUCCACGUCUCCAGGAUCCAGUCCCUCAGUCUGGACAGUCUGGGGACCUCGGACCUGCUGUUGGCCAGAAAUGUUGGUAACUCUGGUUUUAAUGAAAUACUGGAGGCGAACCUGCUGAGUCCAUCAAUGAAGCCCUCCCAACACAGCCACAUGGGGGAGCGUAAAGACUUUAUCCUCUCAAAGUACCAGGACGUUCACUUUGUGAGGCGGAGCCACAGAUCCGCGUCGGCGCUGCGACUCGGCCUCCAGGAGGCGACCAAGAGCUGCGACAUCUACAGCCUGAUUCACCUGUACGCUCAGAGGGCGGAGCUGAGCCAGCAGCUGCACACGCACAUACAGGAGAGAGGGGAGACGGCGCUCCACCUCGCCGUCCUACUGGCCGACAGGACGUCGCUGCACAUCCUGGACUUUUUGGCUCAGAACUGCUCCGACGUGGACGCGCAGACGUCGUCGGGAAACACGGCGCUGCACUACAGCUGUCUGCACAACAAGAGCGACUGCGUGAGGCUGCUGCUGAGGGCCAGGGCCAACACACACAUGAAGAACGAGUUGGGGGAGACCGCUCUGGACGUGAGCCGCAGGUUGAAGCACUACCAGUGUGAGGCGCUGCUGCAGAAAGCCCAGUCCAACCAGUUCGACCAUCACGUCCACGUGGAGUACGAGUGGAGGCUCCGUCACGACGACCUCUACGACAGCGACGAUGACUUCGAGGAGAAGAACGGUCCAGUGAAGAAGGAGCGCUCCAUCUCCUCCUCUUCCUUCACCUCCUCCUUCUCCUUCACCUCCCGGGCCUUUAGCUUCAGUCAGCCCGCCUCCUCCUCCUCCUCCUCUGUCGCCCCUCCCUCGUCUGGAGGCCCCGGAGGGGGCGGAGGUGGAGGUGGAGGUGGUGGAGGAGGCCUGCUCAGUGUCGGGAGGAGGCUCGCCAUGGCCAUGGAGCUCCACAGCCGGCCUACGGGCUGCGCCUCCAGCCCCCCUCCCCCUCCUCCGUCCUCACCUGCGCCUCCGCUGCCCCCCAGGGUCAAAGCUCCCAACGUCCCUCCCCCGCCGCCUCCCGCCGCGGGGGAAGGGUUUGGUGAGGAAGAGGUCGAAGAGGAGGAGGAGGUCUUCUUCCCCCUGAUAGGAAACAGAAAGUCAACGCCUCCCCCUCCCAUCGCCGCCCGGCACAAGAGGAGCUGCUCCGAGUCCGGCAAGCGCGAUUACGGGUUGCCAACCAGUCCAAGGAUCUACAGCGGCCCAGACUCCUCCUUUAAAAAGUGUGUUCCAUCUUCUCUUCUCGGCUCGCUGAAUGAACGGCCAGAAAGAGGUUUUCGGAGAGCAGACAGCGAGGGUGGCUCCUCCCACUUCCUGCACCCCACCAGGAAAGCCCCGCCCAACGGCUCCCCGACCAAUCGGCGCUCUCAGAGCUUUGAGAAUGAAAGCCGGCGCCCCGCCCCCCAGCCGCUUCCCCGCAGAUCAUUGCCUCGCGGUGCGACCAGCCGCCGGGUGGAGGCGCUGUACGACUGCCAGGCCGACCACCACGACGAGCUGAGUUUCUCCGAGGGACAGGUGCUGGUGGUCCUGGGACAGGAGGACAGCGAUUGGUGGCACGGUUACAUAGAGGAUGAACCCGACCAGAGAGGUCUGUUUCCAUCUUCCUUCGUCCAGCUGCUCUCAGACUGACAUGAAGCUGGUCUGGACCAGACCAGACCAGACCCGGUGCAGACCCUGGACCGGUACAGAUCCAGACCCCAUCAGUCAGCCUGGAGAACCAGAACCUGGAGCUCAGGAGAACCAAACCAGAUCAGUACCGAGCAGCUGAACCCGAGGUCAGACUCUCAGGUCACCGUGCCACUCCUUCUCCCGGGACUGGACUGAUCCGGUCCUGACCAGCGCCAGCAUCCUGCCAGUUCACAUGAUCAGCGGUCCAGCCGCGGUUGGUGUUGUCAUAGCAACCAGCGUUUCUUAUGCCUUCUGUCACCAUGGAAACGUCCCGAAUAACCUUUUUAGUGAAGAGUCUUGACCAGACCAGAUCUUUAUGUAGCCCGGGUCAUUUGAUGAUGUUGCCAUGGAUACCGCCUCGCACAAACACAUCGGCAACAUUUCAAGUCUGAUGUUGAUUUAUUUAUUUUUAAAAUAAUAUUUUAUAAAAUAGAAACACUUCACUAUAAAGUAAAACUAUCCAAUUUUUCUUUUACUUUGAAGUUCAACGGAAGUUCUGUUCUGUAAUAAUUUAUUAUUAUUUGUUUUGUAUUCAAUGUUAUUGAUCUGGUGGAGAUCAAUCAGCACUUCUGUCCCAUCUCAGGCUCCGUCACCUUGGGGAGGCGGGGCUAACAAGCUACAAAAAGUGACCAGAGCACAAAGGAUUGUGGGAUACCGGAAACCAAAGCAUAAAAGAUAAAUGGACCGUACAGCGCUUUUUCUAGUCUUCCGACCACUCGCGCUUUAACACUUCAUGACAUCAUUCACCCAUUCACCCACUGAUGACAGGAGCUACCACACACAGUGGCACCUGCCCAUCAGGAACUAACAUUCACUCAGUGUGGUCACAGCUACAGGAGCACUGCUGGGGCUAAGUGUCUCGCCCAAGCACAGAUCACCAGGUUAGCCGUAAUAGUCACUUGAGUGACAUUAGGGGGCGGAGCCUGAAAUUGGGCAGAGCUGAUGCUUCCAGCGGCCUUAAAACAUCACCACGUCAAAUAACUGCCACGGUUACAAAAAUGUAUUUGCUCAGUUUCUCAUUAAACAAGAUAUUUCUUAA